AUGGCUCCGGUGCUGAUGUGCGGCGUGGAGGAUGUGCUGUUCAGCGGCGGCCGCCUGCUCUGGACCGUCACCGUGGCCGCGCUGCGCCGCUGCUACUCGGCCCGGCUGCGGGCGGCACGCCAGGCGCUGCGAGCCUGGUGCGGCCUCCGCGAUGUCUACCAGAUGACCGAGGGCCGGCACUGCCAGGUGCAUCUCCUCGAUGACAGGAACUUGGAGCUGCUGGUUCAGCCCAAACUUUUGUCUCGGGAGUUGUUGGAUCUGGUGGCCUCACACUUCAACCUGAAAGAAAAGGAAUAUUUUGGGAUAACAUUUAUUGAUGACACAGGUCAGAGUGUCUGGCUGCAGCUGGAUCACCGUGUCCUGGACCAUGACUUGCCCAAGAAACCAGGCCCAGCUACUUUGUACUUUGCCGUUAGGUUCUACAUUGAAAGCAUUUCCUUUCUCAAGGACAAAACUACGGUGGAGCUGUUUUUUCUGAAUGCCAAAUCCUGUGUACACCAGGGACACAUCGAGGUGGACAGCGAGACCGUGUUCAAGUUGGCCGCCCUGGUGCUCCAGGAAGCUAAAGGGGACUAUUCCAGUGAUGAGAACACCAGAAAAGACUUGAAGACACUGCCUGUCUUUCCUACCAAGACACUGCAGGAGCAUCCAUCCCUUGCUUACUGUGAGGACAGAGUAAUUGAGCAUUAUACACAAAUUAAAGGUCUGACCAGAGGACAAGCCAUUGUUCAGUACAUGAAAGUGGUGGAAGCUUUGCCAACAUAUGGAGUUCAUUACUAUGGAGUAAAGGAUAAACAAGGAAUCCCGUGGUGGCUUGGAAUAAGUUACAAAGGAAUCGGCCAGUAUGACUUACAAGACAAAGUGAAGCCCAGAAAACUAUUUCAAUGGAAGCAGCUGGAAAAUCUGUAUUUCCGUGAGAAGAAGUUUGCUGUGGAGGUGCACGAUCCCCGCAGGAUUUCAGUGUCAAGAAGGACCUUUGGUCAGAGUGGGCUGGUGGUGCAGACCUGGUAUGCAAACACUUCCCUGAUCAAGUCCAUCUGGGUGAUGGCAAUCAGUCAGCACCAGUUUUACUUGGACAGGAAGCAAAGCAAAGCAAAAAUUCCGUCAGCCAGAAGUUUGGAUGAUAUCGCCAUGGAUCUGACAGAGAUGGGAACUCCAAAAGUGUCAAAGCUGGUGACUUUGGAGGCCAAGAACCAGCUUAUCAUGGCCAGCAAUGGCAGUUUGAUCUCAUCAGGCUCUCAGGACUCAGAGGUCAGUGAAGAACAAAAGAAGGAGAAAAUUAUGGAACUGAAGAAGAAAGAGAAACUCCUUCAGGAGAAACUCCUUCAGAAGGUUGAGGAGCUGAAGAAAAUCUGCCUGCGCGAGGCGGAGCUGACAGGGAAGAUGCCCAAGGAGUAUCCCCUGGGGGCAGGGGAGGAGCCUCCCCAGGUGAGGAGGCGCGUGGGCACCGCGUUCAAGCUGGACGACAACCUGCUCCCCAGCGAGGAGGAUCCUACUUUGCAGGACUUGGAGAGCAAUUUUAUCAUACACCAAAAGCUGGUAGAAGCUGCAAAGAAACUUGCCAGCGAGCCAGACCUCUGCAAAAAUGUGAAGAAGAAAAGAAAACAAGAGUAUGCUGAUGCUGUAAAAAAGCUGCAAGAGAUAGAAAACUCCAUAAAUGAAUACAGAAUCAAGUGUGGCAAAAAACCAACCCAGAAAUCAACUCUGGCUCUACCAGAUGAUAUAAUUCCAUCCGAGAGCAGCUCCCUGUCAGACGCAACCACCUAUGAUGAUGUCAGUGAAUCACUUCCUGCAGCAGCACAGAGACCCAGCUCUGCACAGCUUUCUCCAAGGCUUCCCCCACCAAAGUCCCUUGGCGUGGAGAGAAUUCACCUCCGGAAGUCAUCCAUAAACGAGCAGCUCUUGGAAAGCAGACACUCCAGGGACACGCUCUCGACGCACAGCAGCCUGUUCCGCGCGCUGGAGCGGCCGGUGCCGCCGCAGGGCGGCAGGAGCAUGCCCACCACCCCCGUGCUCACCAGAAACGCCUACAGCAGCAGCCACCUGCAGCCAGAUGUUUCCCCACGCCACUGCCGGCAGCGCAGCGGGAGCCUGGAGUCCCAGACCCACCUGCUGUCCGAGGCUCCUGCUGACAAGCCAGCCUUCUCCCUCUGCAAGUCGCAGCGGAGCAGCAGCACAGAGAUCCUGGACGACGGAUCAUCCUACACCAGCCAGUCCAGUGCAGAGUAUUACUGCGUGACACCCACUCCCAACCCCUAUUACACCACCCAGACCCUCGACAACAGGACCAGGGGCCGGAGGCGCUCCAAGAAACACAACAUUUCCGCCGCGAGUUCGGGGAGCAUGCCGAACCUGGCUCACAAGGACGCCCGCAGCGCCGUCUUCCACAAAAACCAGGAGCAGCCUUCCUCUAAUUACUACAUUCCUGGGUACUCCCCUUACACCGAGCCUGACGUUUAUUACAACGGGGGGUACGUUUAUGAGAGCGACACGGAGGGGCAGUACAGCGUGAACCCCUCGUACCGCUCCUCGGCGCACUACGGCUACGAGCGGUACCGGGAGUUCCGCUCCUACCACGAGGACGAGGUGGACAGAGUCCCACACAACCCCUACGCCACCCUCAGGCUCCCCAGGAAGCAGGUGGCUAAAACGGAGCACAUAACCAAAAACAUUCACAAGGCCUUAGUAGCAGAGCAUCUCCGGGGCUGGUACCAGCGUGCCUCCAGCCAGAAGGAGCAGGGCCACGGCCUGCAGGCGGGCUUUGAGUCUGACCGAGGAUCUCAGAGGAGUUUGGGCUUUGCUGCUCUGCAGACGCCGUGCUCGCCCAGCAGUCGGGUGUCGUCUUUCUCUUCGGCAUCUUCUACAAACACUGCUGGGAACUGGAGAACCCCCCUUGCACUGGGACUUUCAGACUACGACACGUUGUCUCAUUCCUCCUACGCCAGCUGUUACGGGAAUGUUUAUGGCAACCUUCCUUUGCAGAGCAGGACCUACGUGGAGCCGAGCCAGCUGGGAGGGGACGAGGAGGAUGGCCUGGAGGCAGAGCUGCCCAGCAGUGAGCAGAGGCUGUUCUGGCACGAGGACUCCAAGCCCGGGACGCUGGUGUAGCCCCCGUGCAGCCCCUCACUCACUCACUCCCUCCCUCUACCCCUGCGUGCCUUGCACAGAACGCCGCACCCGGCCUCGGGUGGAACUUUGCAAAAGGAACAAAAAGAGGAAGCAGAGGCUGUUUGUCCUGCUGGGAAAGGUGGAAUUCAGCGUUCAGAGGGACUGUAGCAAACUUGACAAAGUCUUACCACGAAUGGCGUCUCUUUGUGAAUCCGU
This is a messenger RNA of Melozone crissalis (California towhee), 3324 nucleotides long. It is a transcript of the gene FRMD4B, whose product is annotated as FERM domain containing 4B. Gene Ontology annotation, biological process: establishment of epithelial cell polarity. The transcript is spliced from 23 exons. The record is from RefSeq and is a predicted model, not a curated record. The coding region runs from base 1 to 3108 and encodes 1035 amino acids. Gene Ontology annotation, cellular component: cytoskeleton; bicellular tight junction; adherens junction. Lineage: Eukaryota; Metazoa; Chordata; Aves; Passeriformes; Passerellidae.